CACACACUUUAACAAAUAACCCUUUUUUUCCUUCACCUUUUUGUUUACUAGUCAGAGUGAUAGAGAAAUUUAUUGAGAAUGGAGGCAGUAGUAGUGGACGUUGGUUCUAAAUUACUCAAAGCUGGUUUUGCUAUUCCAGAUCAAACUCCUUCUAUGGUAAUACCAACACAAAUGAAACGAAUUCCUGAAGAUGAUGAAGGUUCCAUGGUUGAGGAGGAAGAAGUGACUGUGGAUCCCAUUGAGAGAGGUUUUAUUAAAGAUUGGGAUGCCAUGGAGGACUUGUUGCACCAUGUUCUUUAUUCUGGUCUUGGUUGGGAAAUUGGAAAUGAAGGUCAAAUUUUGUUCACUGACCCACUCUGCACUCCCAAGGCUAUUAGGGAACAAUUGGUGCAAUUGAUGUUUGAAACAUUUAACAUCUCGGGCUUUUAUGCCUCUGAGCAGGCAGUAUUGUCGCUUUAUGCUGUUGGACGCAUAUCUGGCUGCACUGUUGAUGUUGGUCAUGGGAAAAUUGAUAUUGCACCUGUUAUCGAGGGUGCUGUUCAUCACAUAGCAUCAAGAAGGUUGGAAAUUGGGGGCUUGGAUUUGACAAAGCUGCUAGCAGAUGAGCUUAGUAAAUCAAAUCCAACGGUGAAACUCAAUAUUUCUGACGUUGAAAAAUUGAAAGAGCUACAUGCAUGCUGUGCUGAUGAUGAUAUUGCCUAUGAAAAGAUUCAACAAUCAUGCGAGGAAAAUGAAUAUACUCUGCCUGAUGGCCAGGUAAUCACAAUUGGAAAAGAAAUGUACACUGUUGGAGAGGCAUUGUUUCAACCAUCUAUAUUGGGUAAUGAUACUCAUGGAAUAGUUGAGCAGCUUGUUCAUAGUAUUUCGUCUGUGUCAUCUGAAAAUCACCGCCAGCUGCUAGAGAACACAGUACUUUGUGGUGGCACUACUACAAUAAAAGGAUUUGAGGAACGGUUCCAAAGAGAAGCUACAUUUUGCUCAUCAGCAGUUCGUCCCUCGCUAGUAAAGGCUCCAGAAUAUAUGCCAGAGAACUUGACUUCAUAUUCAGCAUGGAUUGGUGGUGCUAUACUUGCCAAAGUUGUUUUCCCUCAAAACCAGCACAUAACUAAGGCUGAUUACGACGAGAGUGGACCUUCUGUUGUUCAUCGAAAAUGCUUUUAACACUAGGAGAUACAUUUGCACUUUUUAAAUUUGUAGUUGCUUCCCUAGAAUGUUAGUUCGAGCGACUUCUUGUUUAUUGAGAAUGCGGUCCUGUACAUCAAUUCACCAACUAGUUGGUUUCAGAUUUGUUAGUUAAACUAAGAGGCUUACUUCAAUGGAUAUCUACCCUUGUGCUCA
Molecule: messenger RNA, 1338 nt
Organism: Lycium ferocissimum
Lineage: Eukaryota; Viridiplantae; Streptophyta; Magnoliopsida; Solanales; Solanaceae
Product: actin-related protein 7-like
Exons: 7
Coding region: 79-1161 (360 amino acids)
Biological process (GO): anatomical structure morphogenesis
Cellular component (GO): nucleus
Source: RefSeq, a predicted model, not a curated record